Aspergillus aculeatinus CBS 121060 is the source of this 995-nucleotide messenger RNA. RefSeq lists its product as uncharacterized. NCBI's taxonomy places the organism in Eukaryota, Fungi, Ascomycota, Eurotiomycetes, Eurotiales, Aspergillaceae. The record is from RefSeq and is a predicted model, not a curated record. Bases 353 to 913 code for a protein of 186 amino acids. The transcript has 3 exons.
GCAUCAACAUGCUUAACUCGGCACGAGGACCGGGGACCCCUCAACUCCACAGUCAAGUCGCAAGGUACAAGAACCGGAUAGCGGAAUGAACAAGAUAGCACAGAGCAUCAUCUUGAUAACCCAUCAUUGGCUCCAAUAACAAUAUUGUGGUUCAACAAACCUGUCGUUGAGAUACCAUCAUGCACGUCAUAAUGACUCCGGGACCUCCCGCCCACCGAAACAGCUCAGAGCGAAAUCGCUCCAUGUAAACACACACUGCCCAUUCUAUCAAUGGGAAGAAAACUUCACAUCUUCUCAAUCGUCUCUACAAAACCUCGCAGCAACUGAAGUACGUACGUUCAAGACAGCCACCAUGUCUCCAAGCGCUCAAGCACCGCCAACCAUAAUCUCCGCCUCACAAACCCCCGAAGAAGAGCGCAACAUCACCACCGCAAAGCAAUACAUGGCCAUCGCCUACUCCCCGACCGAGAACCAGGGCGCCGAGUCCGUCCGCCACCUCUGCCACCCAGACAGCUGGUUCUGGAGCCCGUCCACCUUCCCGGGCUGCUCCACCCCGAUGGACUACGCCGACUCGCACGCCACCGUCAUGCAGUCGGUCAACGACCUGCACAUCGUGCGCUACGAUCAAGCCUGGGCCAAGGACGGCCACGUCCUGCUGCGGUACACCGCCGAGGGGUCGCAUGCGGGGAAGCCGUACAAGGGGAUCGAGAGGUCCGACCCCCCCAAGCGGGCGCAGUGGAGCGCGGCGGCCAUCUUUGAGAUCAGCGAUGGAAAAGUCAGAAGCUUCACCAAGGACUGGGAUCAGAAGGUGAUGCAGAUUCAACUCGGUUGGGCGCCUGUGAAGGAGUCUGAAGAUCCGCGGUGGAAUGCGGAGAUUUUGGCCAAUCCGGAAAAAGGGCGGCAGGCGAAGUAGAGACGGAGGGUCUGGGAGCAAGAUAAAUCACGAAGUUGGAGGUCGUUGAGGGUCGAUGUUCAUGUUGGUAGAGUAGAAUGGU